UAGUAGAGAUACGAUACCAAGAGGGGGCGGCAGCCAACCCUAAUCGACCUACCUAGGUUUUCCUUCCUUCCCCAUCCCCACAAGAAAGAAAGCAGAGGGGCGACGGCGGCGAGCUUACCCAGAGGAGGGUGACAUACCCUACUCUGGAUUCAGCGGGUGGCGAGUCUUGGAAGCGGAAAGAAGCCGAGGAGGAGGCUGGUAAGAGAUCUGAGAUGGCGGGGAUGAGGUCUGAGGUGCCGAGGCAUGCGGAGGACCGACGGAAGAUGCAGAUGCGGCAGUUCUUUACAAGUAGGCAGGCUGCCCUACUACCAGCAGGGAUAGAUUCAGCGGAUGGCCUGUCCGUCUGGAAGGAAGUGAAAGGGGAAAGAAAGCAGAGCGGCGGCGGCGGCGAGCUUACCCAGAGGACGGUGACAUACCCUACGUCUUGGACGCGGAAGGAAGCCGAGGAGGAGGCGGGAAAGAGAUCUGAGAUGGCGGAGAUGAGGUCUGAGGUGCCGAGCCAUGCGGAGGAGAGAGGGAAGAUGGUGCGGCAGCGGCGCGGCAAUGAAAAUUUUGCAAGUAAGGAGGCUGCCCUACUACCAGCAGGGAUGGAUUCAGCGGAUGGCCAGUCCGUGCAGAAGGAAGCCAAAGGGGAAAGAAAGCAGAGCGGCGGCGGCGAGCUUACCCAGAGGACGGUGGCAUACCCUACGUCUUGGACGCAGAAGGAAGCCGAGGAGGAGGCGGGAAAGAGAUCUGAGAUGGCGGAGAUGAGGUCUGAGGUGCCGAGGCAUGCGGAGGAGAGAGGGAAGAUGGUGCGGCAGCGGCGCGGCAAUGAAAAUUUUGCAAGUAAGGAGGCUGCCCUACUACCAGCAGGGAUGGAUUCAGCGGAUGGCCAGUCCGUGCGGAAGGAAGCCAAGGAGGAGUCGGGAAAUAUAUCUGAGAUGCAGUACGAAUGGCAGAAGCGACCAGAAGAGAGCGAGGCCAGCUAUGAGAAUCGACUCAGACUUAUGCCCAACGAAGACACGAAUACCUCAAGACGUCAGCGAGAGACCAAUUCUAAAGAGAAAGCCAGGACGACGCCCAAGGUGGAGGCGAAGGAUGCAGAAGAAGAAGCUGGGAAGAAAGCUCAACCUCCUCCUGCGACUGACGCUGAGGAACCUCAAGAAUCUGGGAAAGCUGCAGAAUCUGUGACUCUGGACCGACUCAAACGCAAGAAUACUGCAAGACGUCAGCAAGAGACCAGUUGUAAAGAGAAAGCCAGGACGAAGCCCAAGGUGGAGGCCAAGGAUGCAGAAGCUGGGAAAGCUCAACCUCCUGUGACUGACGCUGGGAUAUCUGAAGAAUCAAUAACAGAAGCUGGGAAAGCUGAAGAAUCUGUGACUGUGGGCAGCGGCAAAACGGCCAUGAACCAAGAUGUGACCGGUCUCAGUUAUACCCAUGAUGAGGAGGAGAUGUUGCAGCACCGAAAUCUCGUUGGCUAUUCUUUCAUACAUGAUGAAGCCGAGAAACAAGAGAGGAGUGCGGUGCUAAAGGAUGUACAAGAGAAGAUGGCGAGGACAAAGGAGUUGCUACAGAAGUUGCCUACCAAGGGUCUAGAGGAGGAUUCGAACAGGAAGACCGAACCUGCAGCAGAUCCCAAUUCAACGACCAUCCAAGGUGAUCAUGACGACGAGAUUGAGGCUUACAUUUCUUACCGUAAAAGCUGGGAAUCUCAUUGUUGCGGUGACGACUGUGAUCACUUCGACCACAGAACCACUCUGAGUUCAAUGCAGUAUGCACACCGCAUGCCCCAAAUGGUCCAGCUCAGCUAUGCUACAACCUUGCAGGUAUUCUCCAUGAAACUGAAAUUCACAGAAGGCAAUGCUGGUGAUUUUAAGUUGCCAUUGUAUGUGUACGGCAUGGUUUCCGUCCGAGACAUCUUGGAUUCCAGAAGAAACAUCCUCUUCUCGUGCCGUUGGACCCAGGCCCAAAAACUGACAGAGGAUGAUCCUUUUCUGCUCUUGACUGGUCCGUCCCGUGCGAUCAUGUCUGAGGGCAUGGUCUACUUUGAGGUCCAUCUGUUAGUGAAAACGACGGCAUCAGUCUCUCAAGAUAAACGGUUGAUAACUUGUGUGCGCUCUUAUAACGGAGGAAGCAAUGCAGCCCUGUGCUUCAGCAACGUCAUGUGUACGCUAGAGAUGUGCUUGCGGACAGUUACAGAGGCGGUCCAGGCUACUAUCAUGUGUGUCCAGAUUGUCAAUAAGCAUAAGUUAGGGCGACCUUCAAAUUUUGCAUAUGGCGGCUGUGUUGCUUGCACCCCACUACCAAGGACGACUGUUAUUGAUGGCGACCAGAAGAUUGUGCUGGUUGAGUCGAAAGGUAGGGAAUUUCCGCAAGGUUAUUUUGGGUAUGUACAUCUGAGGAGCCAAGUUGUUUCUGUUGAAAUUGAUGGAGAGUUGGCCGUUGUCAUACAAGCCUACAAUCAAUCUGGUGCUGUCGCUGAAGAAAGGUGCAUCCAUUUCAAGGCCCGUAAUUGCCAGGUGUUCAAGAAGCAUUGUUUUGUUGGUCAAGCUAAGGUAAACGUGACUGUUGCUUGGUCCGAUGUUCCUACGAACAGGACAGAUAUGGUGUACGGAGACUGAAGCGUGCAGCAGCUAGGAGAUUUCAAUCAGUGUGAUGUGUUGGACUUUGGUUGUAUUUCUGUUCACUACAGGAAUGGCGC
Lolium perenne is the source of this 2680-nucleotide messenger RNA. RefSeq lists its product as uncharacterized. The record is from RefSeq and is a predicted model, not a curated record. NCBI's taxonomy places the organism in Eukaryota, Viridiplantae, Streptophyta, Magnoliopsida, Poales, Poaceae.